Molecule: messenger RNA, 2419 nt
Organism: Uloborus diversus
Lineage: Eukaryota; Metazoa; Arthropoda; Arachnida; Araneae; Uloboridae
Gene: Klp64D
Product: kinesin-like protein KIF3A
Exons: 15
Coding region: 249-2282 (677 amino acids)
Biological process (GO): microtubule-based movement
Molecular function (GO): microtubule binding; microtubule motor activity; ATP binding
Source: RefSeq, a predicted model, not a curated record
AUUCACUUUAAUAGCUGUUUAGAAAGAUUUUUGUUCCAAAAUUUUGGGGAAAUAAUUUCUGCGUACUAGAUGCAGUCUGCGUUUCUUCUUGUUACCAUAGCAACGGAUUCCUUAAAGGCAAUGGCUGUCUACUGCAAUUCAACUUUCGAUCCGAAAUCAAUUUUUACUUCCAUCUGAAAUGAUGUAUUAUUAAUUUAAAAAGAAACUAACUUCUUUCUUCACUUGCAGUUAGUCAACUCUCCUUGAAAAUGCCUGUGGAAGCUCCUGAGGCUGAAAACAUAAAGGUUGUUGUAAGAUGUCGGCCAAUGAACGAUGUUGAAAUUACUGCUAAGUAUAGAAAUAUUGUUGAGGUAAAAUCCGUUGAAGGCUCUGUAAUAUUGUUCAAUCCAAAUGCUUCUGAAUUUGAUCCUCCAAAAACUUUCACUUUUGAUAAUGUUUUUGCAACUGAUUCUACACAAUUAGAUGUGUACAAUUUGGCUGCUCGACCUAUCAUUGACAAUGUCUUGGAAGGCUACAAUGGUACUAUAUUUGCUUAUGGCCAAACAGGAACAGGAAAGACCUUUACUAUGGAAGGCAAUAGAGACGUGCCUGAACAAAAAGGAAUUAUUCCAAACUCUUUUGCACAUAUUUUUGGCCAUAUUGCAAAAGCUGAAGGAGAUAAAAGGUUUCUUGUUCGUGCCACUUAUUUGGAGAUUUAUAAUGAAGAAGUUAGAGAUCUUUUGGGGAAAGACCAGUCUGUUCGAUUGGAGGUGAAAGAGCGACCAGACAUAGGAGUCUAUGUGAAAAAUCUAACUGGAGUUGUGGUGAAAAAUGCUGAUGACUUGGAUCGUAUCAUGACACUUGGAAGCAAAAACAGAGUUGUUGGUGCAACCAAUAUGAAUCUACACAGCUCCAGAUCACAUGCUAUCUUUAGCAUCACCGUUGAAAGUUGUGAUGAAGGCUUUGAUGGAAAAGAACAUAUAAGAGCUGGAAAACUACAUUUAGUUGAUUUAGCCGGCUCGGAACGUCAAAGCAAAACAGGUUCCAGUGGGCAGCGAUUAGUUGAAGCUACUAAAAUAAAUCUGUCACUGUCCACUCUUGGCAAUGUCAUUUCAGCACUGGUGGAUGGAAAAAGCACACACAUUCCAUACAGAAAUUCUAAACUGACUCGAUUGUUGCAAGAUUCUUUGGGAGGAAACUCAAAAACAUUAAUGUGUGCUAACAUUGGGCCAGCUGAAUACAACUAUGAUGAGAGCCUCAGUACUCUCAGAUAUGCUAAUCGAGCAAAAAAUAUCAAGAACAAAGCCAAAAUUAAUGAAGAUCCUAAAGACACAAUGCUUAAAAAGUUUAAAGAUGAAAUUGAAGAUUUGAGGAAACGUUUAGAGGAUGUUAGUGAAGGGGGUUCGGAAUCUGGAGAGGAUCUUUCUGAGAAAGGAGAGGAAGAAUCAAAGUCAAAAAGUCAUCGUAAAAAAGCAUAUUCGGAAGAAGAAGUGAAGAAAAUGCAGGAACAAAUUGAAAUCGAUCGGAAAACGUUAGCUGAAAGAAAAGAUUUACUAGAAGAAGAACGACAAAAGAUUACUAAGGAACUGGAAAAACGGGAAAAAGACUUAACUGGAAUUAGGAAUGAUCAUGAUGCAAUGCUUCAAAAAUUACAAAACUUAGAAAAGCAAAUAAUUAUUGGAGGUGAAAAUCUUCUUGAAAAAGCUCAAGAACAAGAAAAGUUGCUUGAAGAAAGCUCUAAAGAGCUUGAGGAGCGUAAAGUUAAAGAACUAGAACUUAAAAAAGCUCUAGAAGAAAAAGAGUCAGAGCGUCUCAAUAUUGAAGAGAAAUACUCCAGUUUGCAAGAAGAAGCAGCAGGGAAAACAAAAAAACUGAAAAAAGUGUGGCAGAUGCUUCUGAGUGCAAAGAAUGAAUUAAACGAUCUACGUCAAGAACAUCAGCGGGAGAUGGAAGGACUGUUGGAGAAUGUACGGCAGCUAGAUCGAGAGUUGAGCCUCAACAAGUUGCUCAUCGACAUGUUCAUACCACCUGAAUACCAGGAUGUUAUAGAACAGGCAGUUCAAUGGAAUGAAGACAUAGGAGAAUUUCAGCUUAAGUGUGUGGCAUACACAGGGAACAACAUGAGAAAACAACUGCCGGCUCCCGAUAAAGAGAAAAAAAAGGAGGUGGACAAUCUUGAUUUAUCACAUUUGUAUCUAUCAUACAAUACUGAAAGUGUUACAAGGAUUCCAACACGCCUGAAAUCAUCAAGAGGCAAAUCUAGUAGAACCCAUUCUUCAAGACCAAAAUCUUCUAGGAAAUAAUUAGACCACUUUUAUCAGUCAUAUGAGUAUGAAGGCAAGCUGUUAGUAUCCAAUCGCAAAAGAUGGCAUAAUUUAUUUGUUAAUUUAUUUUGUAGUAUUUAUGUAUUUGUUUGUCAUAAAAACUUUAAUGAAACUGA